Frieseomelitta varia is the source of this 2158-nucleotide messenger RNA. RefSeq lists its product as uncharacterized. The coding region runs from base 38 to 2158 and encodes 706 amino acids. NCBI's taxonomy places the organism in Eukaryota, Metazoa, Arthropoda, Insecta, Hymenoptera, Apidae. The transcript is spliced from 3 exons. The record is from RefSeq and is a predicted model, not a curated record.
AUUAAGAAACUGCGACACUGCUAGAGUGUCUCUGAACAUGGAGGAAAAAAGCGAGCAAGAGCAGCAAAAGAACGAGACAGAAAGGUCAGGGCUUACGAAGGAAAAUUGGAUUAAGAAGGUUGGGAAUUAUUCACCGCACAAGUGCCAAGUUCCAACCAGUCCUACAAGGACAAAUGCGACGAAAGCCGUAGAUAGAAGUGGGCUCUGCAACACCUACGAGGCUAUUACUCAACAGACAACUUCAGGAUCCUCGCAGGCACCUCUAGAGGAGCCGGAUUUGGAGGGCAUUAUUCGCGAAUUCGAGAUGGGUUUCCUCUCGCCUUCGAAACAGGAUGGAGCGACUGACGGAACGUCUACGAAAAAGAACUUCGUCAAGAAGAUCGUCGCGGCAUUCGAGGUGAAAUAUAAGACCGUGCAGGCGACUGGAGAAAGCCACGAAGAAAAUAAGUCACAUGCCACCAUCGCGGAACCGUCGAAAAAAAAAUCUGGAAUAUUCUGCAGUCCCUGCAAGAGGAAGCUCGAGGUAUCCUUUGAAAAACUCUCGCCUUUGAAACAAAAUAAGAACAGUGACGAGUGUGGAAAUAGUUCAAUGAUUUUCAAAAUAAGAUCUGGAAUAUUUGACUCCCCGUACAAAAGUGAGGACAAAAAAGUGACUGAUCUUUCCGAUAUCUCGAAAGAUGAAACGAAAGAAGAAAAGGGGGAAUCGUCGAAGGAAUCAGGAAUAUUCUCGCCAUCAUUUAAUUGCAACGACUCUAAGAACGCAAGUUCAUCGGUAAUCCAUUCGAGUACCAUGGAUUUCCAACGCGAACGUUCGAAGGAUUCCAGUUCCGAUUGUUCGAUGCUCUUUAAGUCCGACAAAGAAGAGUCCGAUCGGGCAGCUAAUUUUCAUUUCAGCUCCCUCGACGAAACAAAGACAAUCGAUUUUGAUCGCAUCGAUCUUGACGUGACUUCACCGGAAACUGUUUUUGUAACUGACAUUGCGCUUCCAAAAACAAGUACCAUGAGCAAUAAAUUCUCGAAAGACAAGGACGAUGCGAUGAUCCAAAAAAUUUCAUGCAAGAUAGUCGGGGCAUUCCUAAAGAAACCAAUCGAAGUCGAGGACACUUCCAUCAACUGGAUACCUAUCGUCGGAAAAAAACUGCCACGGAAGAGAUCGCUAAAGAAGCUAUUCUAUUCAUUGACCAGGCGAAAAUUCAAUGAAAAAGAAAAACUAUUCUGUUCGGAAAUAAAUCUGGGCGAGGAACUGCGAGAGUUUCAAGAUUCCGGUUACGACGAGAAGUCUUGCGCAAAUUCAUCUUUAACUUCCCUACUUUCCUUCACGGAGGUUCUACUUCGGCAAAAAAAUAAUCACAUCGAAUCUAAUAAACGAAGCACUUUGCAAACCUUCAAACCGAAGAACAAAUCGGUUAAAAAAGAGAACGAAGUUUCCUGUAACACGAAUCAUUCUUCAGGGACACAGGAGAAAAAAUUGGUUUUAAGUGAGAUUUCUCGGGAAAAAUUGAAACAGGAUCUUGGUCCGUGUUAUCCUUCUUCGAACAUGAUGUCGUUGGCUCGAGAAAAAGAUUCCAGCCCGUCUCCAGUUAAUGAAUCUUUGACCAAUUUAUCAAAAUUACCAAAACAUCCUUGCAGUUCGAAAAUUCCAAAGCAUCCAUUCGUUUCCCUGACGAAGAUGGACGAGUUAGAAUUUUGUUUCAAUAGUUAUGAUUCGUCAUCAAUGAUCAUUAAAAACGAUCUGUAUGAGGUAGAGCUUCGAAGAAACUGCGACGAUCUACCCUCGCCGAGUAACUUUUCGUCUACAGUCAGCGACUACGACGUCCCUAGGACAUUCUUCUCCGAGAACCAACUAUACCAGUCGACUCUGAAGAGGGAGGAAGAGCCGAUUUACCAGAACCAACUAUACCAGUCGACUCUGAAGAGGGAGGAAGAGCCGAUUUACGAUGUUCCGAUGCCGCAAGGUAUCGAGAGACCCAAGUCCAGCAUUUACGAGAAUGUCGUUUCUUUGAAACGAUGGAACGCCGAGGACAACUUCAAAUGUCACUAUUUCGAGCCCAGCUUCGAAUGUCACUAUUCCGAGCCCAGUAAUAGUAAAGUUUCCUUCAACAACAAGACGCUAUCGUUGGAUGACUUGACUCUCGGAGAGAAGAGUACCGCUUUUUAA